This is a messenger RNA of Suncus etruscus (white-toothed pygmy shrew), 990 nucleotides long. It is a transcript of the gene ZCWPW2, whose product is annotated as zinc finger CW-type and PWWP domain containing 2. Bases 1 to 990 code for a protein of 329 amino acids. Lineage: Eukaryota; Metazoa; Chordata; Mammalia; Eulipotyphla; Soricidae. Gene Ontology annotation, cellular component: nucleus. The transcript is spliced from 8 exons. Gene Ontology annotation, molecular function: zinc ion binding. The record is from RefSeq and is a predicted model, not a curated record.
AUGGAUAUAAACCAAGUUUGGGUUCAGUGUGAGAAUGAAAGUUGUUUGAAGUGGAGAUCAUUGUCAAGUGAGGAUGCAGCCAAAGUUGAUCAUGAUGAGCCAUGGUUCUGCUACAUGAAUACUGAUUCAAGAUACAAUAAGUGUUCUAUUUCUGAAGAAGAAUUUCCAGAUGUGUCUCAACUUCAUCAAAGUGGAUUAAAAUUUGUUUAUUCAGAGCUCCCUGUUGGAAGCCUGGUUUUGGCAAAAUUAAAGAAUCUUCCGAGUUGUCCAGGUAUUCUUUGCCCUGAUCCUUUUGAAAGGAAAUAUGCUAUCUAUGACCAGGAUGGACAUGUUAUACAGUACCACAUAGAAUUCCUGGGUGAUCCCCAUUCAAGAUCAUGGAUAGAUGCAACGCUUGUUGAAAAGUAUAAUAUCACAUUAAAGCCAGAAAAUUGUAAGAAAAAGAAGAAGUGGCUUAAAGGUGCACUUGAAGAAGCAGACAUUCUGUAUGGAUAUUCUCCUGAGCAAAGACUGAGAAUGUGCUACCGAACAAAAGAGGAUAAAUCCAAAGGAGUUGCUAAAGUUGCUAUAGUAUCCAAAAAAAGGAUGCAAGUUUCCAAAAAUAAUACUGAAAAGAAAAGGCCAAAAGUUAGAAAAAGGAAAAGUGCAGAGAUUUUAAAAGACUUUUUCGAAAAUGUUUGUUCAGAUGAUGCCUUAUCAAAGGAAAACAUGGCUAUUGCUGAGGCAGAAGCUGCACUAAAAGAGCUAGAACAAAUGCUACAGGAAUCACUAGAACCCACAGCAACUCCCGGUGAAUCUGAAGAGGAACACAAAGAGAAAAUAAAUACAACAGAAAAGUUAUCUCAGUGCAUCCCUGAAGCUUCUACAUUUGACAACCACUAUGAAGAGGACUAUCUUAUAGUUGAUGGCUUAAAAUUAACAAUUGAAGAAUGUUUUGAAAGUAUAGAUAAUGAUUCUAAAGAAAUAGAUGCUUUAAUGUCUAAAUUAUAA